AUGGGCAUGCAUGGACGCUUCACCUUUUUCCUCCUCCUCAGUCUCCAUGCCCCAGGGUCUUCUGUCAGAGCAACAGCCCUGCUUGACCUGCCACGCGUGGUGACUCUGAGUGAGGAUGCGAUGCCAGGCACUCACGUGGCCAAGGUGACCGUGGCCUGCAGAAAUGCAAGUGGCAGCCCCAAUGUUACCCUGUAUGGUAUCGAGCCUGGCCACCCCUUCAACUCCAUCGCCAUCAGUGCUGACCCUAUGGAGCGCACCACAUUUCAGGCAGAGAUAACGCUUCGUGCUGGUGCGGAGCUUGAUGCUCGCCAGGUAAACCAGUACACCCUGACCCUGUGGGCUGCUUGUCCUGAGGAGGAUGAGGUGCAAGAUCAUCUCUUUGUCCAAGUGACAAGAGGACAAACACUGCGCUGUGACAACCCCUUUGCCAGUGCAGAAGGAGAUGUGGUGCAAGUGCUGGCAGAUGUUGCACCCCGGACACCCCUGUAUGCAGUGUUGCCGCAGCCACUUGGUGGGCUGAUGUUCAGGCUCCGAAACCAUGAGACACCACUCACACUCACACACCAAGGCCUGGUUCUGGCACCUGCCAAUGGCUUCAGCCCCAGCAAAGACAUCCAGACAUUCAGGCUGGAGAUUGAGGUGAUGGACCGCCAUGGGCACAACUGCAGUGGCUUCGUGAGGGUGGAGGUGUUGCCAUCAAGUCGUUCCCGUGUCACCUUUCCUGAGGCACAGUGGGCUGUGACAGUACCAAAGAGCCUUGGCCCCUUGGAGGUGGUCACACAGGUACAUGCCAACGGUGACAACGUCCGCUAUGCCAUCCUUGCUCCUGUGGCACCUGCACUCUUCACCAUCAAUGAGAUGACAGGUGAGAUCUGCAGCACCCAGCAGCUGGAGGUGGCCCACGCACGUCUCCUUGUCCAGGCUUACAAUGUGUUGCACCCCAACGACCAUGCCAUUGCCACAGUAAACAUCACCGUGCAGGGCUCAGACCAGUGGGCACCAAGCUGUGUCCCAGCCAUCUUCGUGUCCCAGGUGCCCGAGACAGUGUCCCCUGGCAGCACCCUGGUGACACUGAGGUGUGCUGACUCCAGUGGCACCGAGAGGCAUCUGCACUAUGCUCUUGAGGGACCUCCUGCCUCCCGGUCCAUCUUCCACAUGGAGGGGCCACGGCUGCAGGUCAACACCACUCUGGACUAUGACUCGGAGGCUGUGGCUACUAUGGGCUUUCAGUUAACAGCCACCGUCGUGGUGACAGCGGAAGGGCAGCCCCCACAGAGCACCCGUGUGCCCGUGUUCCUGACGGUGACACCUGUCAAUGAAUUCACACCGGUGUGCCCCAGUGGUACCACCUUCACAAUGACUGAGACAGCAGCUUUUGGAAGCUCUGUGGGGUACGUGACUGGCACAGAUCGUGACUACCCACAAAACAGCCUGGAGUACAGACUAGAGGGAGGCCCUGGCCCUGCGCAGCCCUUUUCCGUCGACACUCAGACUGGCGAGAUCCGUGUGGUGGGGCCCUUGGACUCCAAGCGGCACAAGAGCUACAGGCUGAGCGUGCGGCUGACAGACGCUCACAACGAUGUGGACCCAGCAAAGCGACGGAGCAGCCUGUGCGAGGUGACCGUGCGCCUGCAGCCCGUGCCGGACCAGGCGCCUGUGUGCACCCCCGAGCUGCAGGAGCUGUGGAUCGUGGCUGGGCCAGGCAACCGCCAGCCUGUCACCCGCCUGGUGUGCCAGGGCAGUCCCAGCGAUGCGGCACUGACAUACGCCAUUGCCGGAGGCAAUAAGGAUGGGCGCUUUCAGCUGGAGGGGAACACUAUCUUCUAUCUCCUCAAUGACCUGCCUGAGCCUCGCACCUAUGUGCUGCUAGUGAAGGUGUGGAGCAGCGCUGGUAGCCCGCGCCGCAGCACUGUGGUAGCACUAGUGGUGCAUGUCACCCCUCGGAGCACCCCAGUGCCGCCCAGCACCACCACCUGGCAGACGGUGUUGCAGAAGGACCCACUGGUCAUCAUGCAUACAGUGGCAGUGUGGCACCCACCAGCCUGGUUUGUGGCCGUGCUGACAGUCUCCAGUGCCCUGUUGCUGGUCACCCUGGCCUGCAUGGUUUGGAGACUGCUGUGCAGAAACCAAGACUCUGGCAAGUUUCUUCUAGACAAGAGCAGCUCCUGGGAUGUAGAGGAGCAGAGAGGAGUUGAAGAGAAGCAGAGCAGCCCCCAUGCCAGCAGCCCACACUCUCUCCCAUCUCCUCUGUGCAGGGGCAGUUUGAUGGUCGUGCCCAAGACCCACGCACCGGCAGGGACUAUCUCUUCAACAGCAAGACUGGGACACGGCGCUGGAUCUGAGCAGCCUGACUCAGUGAAGGGCUCCCUAUGACCCACAGCUCCCUGCAGAUCAUGCCAGGGAGAGCACCAUGCACUGGCAGAUAAUUUGAUGCAUCACUCAGGCCUGAAAGGAGAAGGAAAUCCUUUUUCUGUGUCCAAACCUGCUGCCCAUGUUGGAGUGGAGACAACCCUUGAGCCAUUCCAGGCAGCACAGACUCAAUAAACUGUGGCAGAGAUUGCA
Messenger RNA from Pogoniulus pusillus (Red-fronted tinkerbird), 2562 nucleotides. It is a transcript of the gene CDHR4, whose product is annotated as cadherin related family member 4. Lineage: Eukaryota; Metazoa; Chordata; Aves; Piciformes; Lybiidae. Gene Ontology annotation, molecular function: calcium ion binding. The record is from RefSeq and is a predicted model, not a curated record. Bases 1 to 2373 code for a protein of 790 amino acids. The transcript is spliced from 20 exons. Gene Ontology annotation, cellular component: cell-cell junction; membrane. Gene Ontology annotation, biological process: homophilic cell-cell adhesion.